GUCGCUCCUGAUUGGCUGGUGUAACUGCGAAUCCUCCACUGUCUGUGUCUCCUCUUAGAAAAAGUAGUAACUCAGCCACAAGUUAUCAUGACUUAUGAAAGAUGUGGACCUUCCUGGGAAUAGCGAGUUUCACUUACCUGUAUAAGAAGUCGGACACAGUGUGGAGCUUUGCCCACAGGGAGCUGCUUGUGGCCGCAGUGUUGUUCCUCACAGCCGGGCUCUUGCUCUCCUACAUCAGAUACCGUCAGGAGCACAAACUGCGGCUCCGUCAGCUCCUCACUUUCCCUCUGAGUCUCCUCUCCUUUGUCCCCGUCAUCAACCACUUCAUCCCCCAAACCUCAGCACAGAGGAGCGGCAGUCAUCCAGAGGAGACAUGCAGGAAGAGCCGGAGAAUAAGGAAAAGAGCAGAUGCAGAGAUCUCUGCUGCCACAGGAAGUGCCUCAGCCAGUGGCUCCACAGUGGAUCAGGAUCCCGACGUGGUGGUAGUAGGGGCCGGAGUCCUGGGAUCGGCAAUCGCAGCUGUGCUGGCGCGAGACGGCAGGAAGGUGACCGUGGUAGAGAGAGAUCUGAAGGAGCCUGACAGAAUCGUUGGGGAGCUGCUGCAGCCCGGAGGAUACACGGCACUGAAAGAGCUCGGCCUGCAAGGGUCAUUGGAGGGUUUGGACGCUCAUGAGGUCAAGGGCUACGUGAUCCAUGACCUAGGGAGCAGCACCGAGGUGGAGCUUUCUUACCCACAGCAGGAGGAGAACAUCAAGAGUGGCUGGGCGUUCCAUCAUGGUCGAUUCAUCAUGGGCCUGAGGAGAGCUGCCCUCGCCGAGCCAAAUGUCACAUUCGUAGAAGGCACCGUGACCAGUUUGCAGGAGGAGGACGGCAGCAUCACGGGAGUCCAGUACAAGGACAAAGAAACCGAAGAGAUCAAGGAAAUCUGCGCAGCGCUGACUGUGGUGGCGGACGGCUGCUUCUCCAAAUUCAGAAAGAGUCUGGUCUCAGGGAAAGCUCGCGUCUCCUCUCACUUUGUCGGAUGCCUGAUGAAGGUAAAGAGAACAUCAUCAGCCAAAUGGGAAGAAUUUGUUUCUUCAUACAAGAGUAAACUAAAUAUCUUCUGAGUAUUUUACC
Molecule: messenger RNA, 1116 nt
Organism: Solea senegalensis (Senegalese sole)
Lineage: Eukaryota; Metazoa; Chordata; Actinopteri; Pleuronectiformes; Soleidae
Product: squalene monooxygenase-like
Exons: 6
Coding region: 102-1106 (334 amino acids)
Biological process (GO): sterol biosynthetic process; cholesterol metabolic process
Cellular component (GO): endoplasmic reticulum
Molecular function (GO): squalene monooxygenase activity; FAD binding
Source: RefSeq, a predicted model, not a curated record